Messenger RNA from Calliphora vicina (urban bluebottle blowfly), 1206 nucleotides. RefSeq lists its product as uncharacterized. The coding region runs from base 85 to 1101 and encodes 338 amino acids. The transcript has 5 exons. Lineage: Eukaryota; Metazoa; Arthropoda; Insecta; Diptera; Calliphoridae. The record is from RefSeq and is a predicted model, not a curated record.
UAACGAUAAAACUUUGAAAUAAGACGUUUUCACUUUGAAAAGAAUUUCAUUAGCAAAACUAAUAUAUUUUGUAAAGAAUACAUUAUGCCUCGUUUAAAGCCCACCACAAAAAUCGAUGUUAUUGGUAAUUUGGAUUUGAGUCCCGAAAAAGCUGUGGGUGAUUAUAUAGAAUCCAAACAGCAAGAUGCUUUUUUUGUCAAACCUCCCAAUUGGGAUUCGGCUGGAGAUUCUGUGGAACUACUGUUUAUACGCAAUGAACGUGAACAUGCCGCCAUGUUGCGUGUGCAAGAGGAAAUGCUGGAAAAUGCCAAGAGACAAACGGCUAGUAAUACCAGCCGCAUACGAAAACUGUACAAAAUUCAUGGUGAUUUGCGUAAACGUUUCAUAGAGGUCAACAGCUUUAUCAAAGAUUGUGUGGACAAGAAACGCAUUGCAGAGAAAAAGGUGGCCGAAGAAACUGCCAUGCACGAGGUGAUAAAAGAGGAUAUAAAGAAAUAUAAGAACAGCAUACAGGAACUUUCCCAAUUCCGUGAAGUACUUAAGGCUACCGUCAAAGAAUUUGAACCCUAUGAACGUGUCCUACAAGAAGUUGUCGAUAAAUCGGAUAUUUUUGUGUCUGUCAAAGAUUGCAUGGAUCGUUGUGAUGCUUUAAUGCUAGCCCAAGUGGAAAUUUCACGUUUGGAACAGCAAAAAAUCCAGGAAAUCGAGGAAAUGCGCAAACGUAUGGUAAAGGUUACCAAUGAGGCAGCUCUUACGGUUUUAGGCUUGAAAAACGAUUUGGCUGAAUUGGAGAGAUCUUACAAUCAGGCCAGAGCUGAAUGUUCAAAAUGGGAGAAAAUUAUGGCCAAUGCCAAGAAUGCGGUAGCAAAUCAUGAUCUCAAUAAGGAUAGAGCCUUAGAUGGUGUUCACUAUAUGUAUCGUUUGCUGUGUAAAAGGAGAAAAAUUGACCCCGUCUUUCAACGUCAUGAGAUCGAAAAACAAUUAGAUUUUAUAAAAGAUGAAGUGGAAUUGCUUUAUGAAGUAAAUAAGGAAGGGAUGAGGUUAUUGAAAGAGGGUAAAUUAUUAAAAACUCCAUCAAAUGGAAAAGCAAAGGGAAAAUGAGGCAUCUCAACAUACAUAUUUUAUUAUUGAAAUAUUAACAAUACAAUAAAUUGGAACACAAUUUUAUCUUCUUAAAACAUGAACAGAAAAAUUCCAGUAAAUAAA